Messenger RNA from Penicillium oxalicum, 723 nucleotides. RefSeq lists its product as uncharacterized. The record is from RefSeq and is a predicted model, not a curated record. The transcript is spliced from 2 exons. Bases 1 to 723 code for a protein of 240 amino acids. NCBI's taxonomy places the organism in Eukaryota, Fungi, Ascomycota, Eurotiomycetes, Eurotiales, Aspergillaceae.
AUGCAGUUGUCUGUUUUCGCCCUCUCCGCCGCUUUGGCUCUCCCCUUGGCCAAUGCCUAUCCCGUCAAGACCGAUGGUCUGCACUGUCGCUCCGGGCCCGGGACCAGCUACAGCAUCGUCAAGACCUACAACACGGGCACUGACCUGACCAUCACCUGUCAGACACCAGGCCCCGUCAUCAAUGGCGAUGAGCUGUGGGACAAGACCUCCGACGGCUGCUACGUGAGCGACUACUACGUCAAGACCGGCACCAGCGGCUACGUUGCUCCCCACUGCGGUUCCAGCUCCGGUGGAAACUUGCCCGGCUUGAGCGCGACUCAGUCCCAGCAUGCUCGCGAUAUCAUCGCUGAGGCCAAGCGCGAAGGUCUAGGUCUGCAGGGCUGCUCUGCGGGUAUUGCCACUGCUCUGGUUGAGUCGAGCAUCUUGAUCUACGCCAACAAUGCUGUUCCGGCGUCCCUGAACUACCCCCACGAUGCUGUGGGCUCAGACCACGACAGCAUUGGCAUUUUCCAGCAACGCGCCAUGUACUAUCCCAACAUUGCCGCGGACAUGGAUGCCGCCAAGUCUGCUGCUCAGUUCUUCCAGAAGAUGAAGAGUAUCAGUGGAUGGCAGACGAUGGCGAUUGGUACCUUGUGCCAGAAAGUACAGGUUUCGGCUUACCCUGAUCGCUAUGCUGCCCGUGCUGCUGAUGCUCAGAACAUUUGCAAGGCCGGUGGUAUCUAA